Molecule: messenger RNA, 996 nt
Organism: Atta colombica
Lineage: Eukaryota; Metazoa; Arthropoda; Insecta; Hymenoptera; Formicidae
Product: ribosome biogenesis protein TSR3 homolog
Exons: 5
Coding region: 123-941 (272 amino acids)
Biological process (GO): maturation of SSU-rRNA
Molecular function (GO): rRNA small subunit aminocarboxypropyltransferase activity
Source: RefSeq, a predicted model, not a curated record
UGUCCGAUUCUCCUUAAAACAAUUUUGCGAUGCUCAACAAUUUUGUGACGACAUGUUUCACAUCAAAUCAAUAAAAACUCAUCUUUAUUUCUGCAUAAAAUGGUAUCGAAUGAAUAGAGAAAAUGUCGGGACGUAGAAAGAAAGACAAGAAUAAACUGCUGCAAUGGAGGCCCCGUAAUGUUCUCUGCAAGGAGCUGAGAUAUCACCAAAAGAGGGACAGAAUGUCUGACUGGUCUGAGAGCUCGGAUAAGGAAAACGAUGAGACAGAGACGGUAAACGAGUGGCCGUUGCCAUUUCCUGUAGCUAUGUGGGAUUUAGAGUGCUCCAAACAGUCCAAACAUGGUACUGGCAAAAAGCUAGUGAGACAUGGUUUAACAAAGUUGCUGCGACUGAGUACACGAUUUCCAGGCCUUUGUCUUACUCCAGUGGGCAAUAAGAUAAAUUGUUUGUCGCAGUGCGUGACUCCGUUGGAUCACAAGAUUGUAGAGAAGUAUGGUUGCGCAGUUGUUGAUUGUAGUUGGUCGCGUAUCGACGACACUCCCUUUGACAAAGUAAGGACAUCUCAUCCUCGCAUAUUGCCUUUCUUGGUUUCUGCCAAUUCGACAAAACCCUGCGAAUUGAGUUGUGCGGAGGCUAUUGCAGCUACUUUAAUCAUAACAGGAUUUCCAAACGAAGCUGACCUGAUUCUUGACAAAUUUAGUUGGGGACACUUGUUCCUAGAACUAAACAGUGAAUUGUUGGAAAAAUACGCUCGUUGCACAAAUACUGAAGAAGUAAUAGCUAUACAAGAAAAGUUUUUAAAAGAUAUCCAGCAGGAAAAAAUUGAUAGACUUGCACUUUCUGACUUUCCACCAAGUGAUACAGAAUCUGAAGAAGAGGCAGAAGAAAAAGAUAAGAGUGUAUCCGAAAUAGCUAAGGAACUAGCCAAUGCAAGAAUAUAAAGUACAAUAUUGCAGUUAUUUUAUACAAUCAAAUAAUACACUAGAGGUGUGCGAA